Molecule: messenger RNA, 1779 nt
Organism: Alternaria viburni
Lineage: Eukaryota; Fungi; Ascomycota; Dothideomycetes; Pleosporales; Pleosporaceae
Exons: 2
Coding region: 1-1779 (592 amino acids)
Source: RefSeq, a predicted model, not a curated record
AUGAACGAAGUCUCGAGACCACCUGCUCGCCUCUGCUGCAUGUGCCACCGUAAAGCUACAUGCAUGUGCACGACAUGCAAGUGCAGCUAUUAUUGCUCGACGGAAUGUCUGCAGGACGACAAAUCCGUUCAUCAACUACUCUGCCGGGCUUAUCGAAAUUACAAGACACAGAUCCCUCCUGAACCUGGACUGUUCAAGGCCAUCUUCUUCAACGCCAGAAAGACCGCGCCCGAAUGGGUAUGGGUGAGGAUGACGCCUCAGUCCGGCGAUGAGGGCUUUGCUCUGCAAUACUAUCUGAUGCCAGAUGACCAGAGCAAGGGACUCGUCAACUGCGGGAACUCAUCCUACAACUGCGUUUUGAAACGCUCGCACGAUACCAUCCACAUGCUUGGCUGCCUUGAAGCCUGCCCAGCUUUACCGGAUCAACUAUGCCUGACCGGCGUCCCAAACAAGAGCAUGAGGAAUCUUGCGCCCGAGCUACUGCACUGCUGCAAAGGCAAUAUACUCUUCGUCGGCCAUCGCGCACAUCUCGACAUGACCAGUUUCCGGCAUAUCGUUGACAUGAUGCACAUGGAGUACGAUAAAUCACGCCGCCAAAUUGGAGACAAAAGAAAAGGCUACAUACCUGGUGUCCGCAUCAACUGCAUCGGUGAUCGGCUGGUCAGUGAUCGUCCGACACUCGAGGCUUGCAAAGUCACCGACGGCUUCUACGAAAAGGACGAGAGCCUCCUCAUGUGGAUUGCCUCCAAACUCGGUAUCGAUCUUUUCGCUCGCACCAUCCCCCCAGCGCUACCAUGGAGAAACCGUAGCGGUGGCUACAAAGGCUUGAAUCAUGCUUGGAACUUCGGUUUCGCACAGCUCAACCCUUCUGAGUGGUCAGUCAGCCUGGGUAGUCUGUGUGUCGCGAGGAAAGACAAGAAGCCAUUGCUUGUCGCUCACAUUGCGGCUUUGAUGGCAUAUCUAUACUCCAUCGGUAGUGGGCAGGUUCAAGAGAUUCUAGACAGCAAGGAGCCCUGUAACCUAAUCUCCAAGUUCGACGAGGCUUUCGAGAUGCACAAUGACGUGUUACUUGAAAAAGCUUCUAGAGAGGGUUUCGAGCGGUUUUGGAUAAAGUGGAUGGAAGAAGAAGGGCUAUGGAAGUAUGGGGAUGUCUCUUCACCCCCAAAAACUAACAUCAAAUGCCCCAUAAUCUUCGACGGCCGCAUCACCAAAAACCUAACCCUCCAAUCCUUCAACACACCCGCCGGCUCCACCCCCUACAACCCCGACUACGUAAAAGGCGAAAACCACACCUGGUCAUCCAUUCUCCUCUUCCCAAAGACCACACCUCCAUCUCGCUUCGACAACCCGCUCCUGCACAAACCAGUCGAAGUAACAAUCGACUCCGGCUCCCUCUUCCGCGCAGGCGAAAACCUGCAAACGGGGUUCCGCCGCGCCGGCCUCCUUCUCAAAGAGGACCAGAAUGAUGCUGGAGCUGAUGCAUCGGAUAACGGGGUUGUGACAUUCCAUUGGAGUAUCCGGCAGGAUGAACACAGGCCGUUGAAUCUGAGCCAUGAGUAUAUGAAUGUUUGGCAUGAGAAGGGUGAUUACAGCGGUAACCAAUUCAUGUUUGUGGGUGGUGUUGUGUUGGUCGGUGAUGGCGGGACGGGGGUUGAUACGAAGAAAGAGAGGGAGAUGUGGAAGGUGCAGAAUGCGAAGAAUGAGUUUGUGUUUCAGACGAGGAUGGUGAGGGGGGAGUGGCAGAAUUUUGGGGUGCAGUUGGAUUAUGUUGGGGAGUAA